Punica granatum (pomegranate) is the source of this 2064-nucleotide messenger RNA. The record is from RefSeq and is a predicted model, not a curated record. Lineage: Eukaryota; Viridiplantae; Streptophyta; Magnoliopsida; Myrtales; Lythraceae.
CGAAGUUUUUAUGUGGGCUGUCACCUGAACUGAGCAACUCUCUCUCUCUCUCUCUCUCUCUCUCUCUCCAUUAUCAGUCUCUCUCUCUCUCUCUCUCUCUCUCUGACUGUGAAUGAAGCAGAGAGACAAGAGAGAUUCCUGUCUGAAAUUGUGUUCUUUUUCAGGGUUUAGUCACUCAUAAUACACACCCAUAUAUGUUGGGAUGUUUUAUUUCAAGAGCUCAUUUAUGUGUUAUUAGAAAGAAAAUUCUUUCUACUGAUCUCUCAUUUACCAUUAUACGCAUACAUUUUCUUUCCAAUAUCAUCGAUCAUCAUCAAUCAUCAUCAAUCAUCAUCAUGGAUGAAAAUAUCAACUCCCCCUAUGAUCACCUGCAAGACCAACUUUUCAUUGGGUCCUCAGCUAAUUCCUCUUCUUCUUCCCCUGCGCCAAAUUCCACUUUCAUGAGUAGUAACGAUUACAGAUUCUCGAGUCCUAGUGAAGCAACAUCGAAAGAAAACGACUCGAGCAGUUCUACUAAUUAUACGGCACCAAAAGAGGCUUUCCACCCUCUGAUGGCACAAAAUCUGGGGUUUCAGUUGGCCGACCUCUCGAAUGUCUCUGACAAUUUCCCUAGAAUGUUCGCCGACAUGCUAGUUAAUGGUGAUUCUGCAUCUGCUAUAGGUGAAGAUUUAUAUCUUCGCCCCUUGAGUAACCAUACGACAGUGAAGAACAAUGAUUUGAGCGCAGAGCUUAGUGAGAAGCUCAUGCUCAAGACCUUGUCUUCGAGCUCUCGGAUCGGAGGUGGGCUACACCGGUUUAUUAUUCCGGGCGAUGAUGAAUUCCGUUUUUCAAGCAGCAGUAGAGGGUUAACCACUAACUUUAGCCAGAUCCACCCCAGCAUAAAUAUUUCAAACCCGAGCUACCACUCCUCGUGCCCAAAAACAAGCUCCUUCAACUGCAGAAAUAAUUGGCCGACUUUUGAUCUCCUAAGUAAUGGAAGAAUUUGCGAGAAUGAUGCGAAGACAUCAGGAGCAAGUGAUUUCGGAUCACUACUGCAAGAGAGUACUUUUAUUCCCGAUUUUGGUCUCCAUCACAUGAAGCAAGCAUGUCGUAGAGAAACUACCAGCUUUGAGAGAAUGUCAUCGUUUAGCCCUAACACAAUGGAAGCAAAGAGACCGAACAGCUCCAUUAACGAGCCGAAGGCCUCACAGGUUGCUCCCAAGAAGACGCGACUUGAGUCCCAAUCAACUUCAUGCCCGCACAUGAAGGUUCGGAAGGAAAAGUUGGGAGAUAGAAUAGCAGCUCUGCAGCAAUUGGUUGCGCCCUUUGGCAAGACAGACACAGCGUCCGUACUGAUGGAGGCUAUAGGAUACAUCAAAUUCCUCGAAAACCAGGUCCAGACGCUAAGCGUGCCUUAUAUGAAAUCUUCACGAAACAACAACGGAACUUCAGAUCGGGAAUCAAGAAAUGAAGAUGCGUAUGAUAACGAAGAGCCAAGGCAAGAUCUUAGAAGCCGAGGGCUUUGCCUCGUCCCGCUCUCGUGCAUGUCUUACAUAACUAAUGACGGAGGUGGCGGUGGCAGCAUUUGGCCAUCACAAGACUUCGGUGGAGGAAUUUGAAUUCUGAGACAUAUAUUGAAAAUGACAGUGCCAGUCACGUACUAUUUGGUCGAUCAACUUGACCGUUCGAGGCUUCAAGAGCACCAGAGCGGCUAAGACCUACUCCGACCACUUAGGAAUCAACAUUCAUGAUCGAGCCUACUCUACCUAAAGGUGAUAGGGUGACAUGUUUCGAAUAGCCCGGGCUGGAGAAUUCCAAGAGAAGACGAUAUAUACAAGCAUGUAACACUAUAUGUAGUAGAGAUCGAUCUGCCGAGCUGUUCUAGUUUUUUCUUUUGAUAAGAGUGAUCUCUCCGACCUCAUGAUUUGUGCGGAUCAAAGUUGGUCAUCAUUUGGUGAAACUCCUGUUUGGAGGGAACAAUCAUCGGGGAGAGAGCAAGUUCGAUCCGAAUAUGCAUCGAAUUCAUGAUUUAAUUUCACGUAUAUACUUAAUUAAUUAGCAUCCAAUUUACAUAUUUGCUCAAGA